CCCUGUAAAUGCCCAUGACCCAGCCUCCCCAGAAACAGAGAGAGAGAGAGAGAGAGAGAGAGAGAGAGAGAGAGAGAGAGAGAGACCCAAGCCUCCUGCCCUGAGACAGCGGGGCCAGCUCCGAAAAGCUCGGCAGCAUGUGGGAACUCCGGUCCAUAGCCUUCUCCAGGGCCGUGUUUGCAGAGUUCCUGGCCACACUCCUCUUCGUCUUCUUUGGCCUGGGCUCGGCCCUCAACUGGCCGCAGGCCCUGCCCUCUGUGCUGCAGAUCGCCAUGGCCUUCGGCUUGGCUAUUGGCACCCUGGUGCAGGCGCUGGGCCACGUGAGCGGGGCCCACAUCAACCCUGCGGUGACGGUGGCCUGCCUGGUGGGCUGCCACGUCUCCUUUCUCCGGGCGGCCUUCUACGUGGCUGCCCAGCUGCUGGGGGCCGUGGCAGGAGCCGCUCUGCUGCACGAGAUCACACCAGAAGCCAUCCGAGGGGACCUGGCCAUCAAUGCCCUCAGCAACAACACGACAGGUGGCCAGGCGGUCACGGUGGAGCUCUUCCUGACCCUGCAGCUGGUGCUCUGCAUCUUCGCCUCUACGGAUGAGCGUCGCGGAGACAACCUGGGCACCCCUGCCCUGUCCAUCGGCUUCUCCGUGGCCCUGGGCCACCUCCUUGGGAUCCACUACACCGGCUGCUCCAUGAAUCCUGCCCGAUCCCUGGCUCCCGCUGUUGUCACCGGCAAAUUUGAUGACCACUGGGUCUUCUGGAUCGGACCCCUGGUCGGCGCCAUCCUGGGCUCCCUCCUCUACAACUACGUCCUGUUCCCGUCCUCCAAGAGCCUGUCGGAGCGCCUGGCCGUGCUGAAGGGGCUGGAGCCCGACACCGACUGGGAGGAGCGCGAGGUGCGGCGGCGGCAGUCGGUGGAGCUGCACUCGCCGCAGAGCCUCCCGCGCGGCAGCAAGGCCUAGGCGCCCCGCCCGCCGACGCCCGGCCCCUGGCAGCCCACCCGCCCCGCCCCGGGUCCAACGUUGGCCCCCGGGGCAGAGUAGCUGCCUCCAGGGCCUGCGCGACUCCCAGGGGUGCGGGGGGGCGGUGAGCCUGGCCGACCCCGUCUGGAGGCUGCAGGCUGGAGAGCAGUGGACUCUCUGGCCCCUUGCAGGGAGCUGGGGACGAGCUGGGAAAGGAGGGCGGGUGAGCGGGCAGAGGAAGAUUCUGGAGAGCCUGUCUCCGGUAGUGGGUGGGGUUGGGGGGGUUCAGGCCCCAUCUUGGGGGGUCUGGGAAUGGGGUUUUGCUAGUGUGCAAGUGUGUUCAUCCCCGAAUGCCUCCCUGUCCCCAAGUAUAGGGUUGUGCAUGCUCUGAGUGUGAGCAAGCGUGUGGCGGGGGUGCCCGUGUGCACUGGCUGGCGGCCUCUCUCACUUUCCCCUUGGCCCCUUCCUCCCUUCCUGCAGUAACUCCACUUCCUCUGCCUGGGGCCAGGGACCCUCCCCAGGCGCUCUAAGAGUGUGCUCCCUGGAGAAGGGAAGGGCCUGGAGGCCACUGUGAGAGGCAAGGACCUGAAUUCCCUACCUGCCCCUCCUGGAAACUUUCCCUGAGCUCAACACUGGGCCUAAGACUUGUCAGGACCCAUUGCUAGAGGCGGAGAGGUAUCGACCAGAGAAUGGCUCCCCCAGAAGUGACCCCUGGAAAAAAGGAAAACUGGGUGGCCAAGGACCCCCUUCUGCCCUGAGGGAGGAUCUUUCCAAGGGAGGAAGCAGGUGUGUGUGUGUGUGUGUGUGUGUGUGUGUGUGUGUGUGUGUGUGCGCGCGCGCGCGCGCGCGCGUGCACCAACAUGUAUGCAUGUGCCCCCACCUCCAGGGGGCUCUAGACCUAGAGAUUAGCCUCCCACUGUGACAGAGAAAACAAACGUUCUUUGUGGGCCCCUGGCUUUUGUCUUGGGAGAGGGAGAAAUUUGCAACUAGACACUUCUUGAAAGGAGACACUCCAUUUCGCAAGUGAGCCCUCUCACCCAGCACACCCUGCGGCUGGCUGAGCAAGGAAGGCACUUAGGCAUGAAACCACAGGCACUGGGCAACACCCCUCCACCACCCAUCCCACCCAGGCCCCCGCCCCAAGCAGCAGCUCUUCCCCUCUCCGUCCCUCCUCCUCAUCCCCAGUGCUCCCUCCCUCCAGCCCCACCAUAGGACAGGUAUUGUGGGGAGAGGAGGGAAGGGACAUGAUUGUCCAGGCAGAGGCAGGUUUGUGUCUAGAGCCCGGGCUGCUAAACUUCCAGGCCCGUGCAUUGGCUCUCAAAGGAGAUGAACUGGGAUUAAGUGAGAUGCUGCAUGUAAAGAUGCUGUGUGAACUGUGAUUCCUCAUACCAUUAUCACUCAUUAUUGAAAUCAUUUCACCAUUUCUGCUUCCUGGGGCUAGAAUGAAGAAGGGGCCUGACCCCCCCUCUUCUUUUUACCUCUUUUAGUUGGUAGUCAGAGCAGAGGAGAGCCCCGAGAACCCCAAGGUGCAGGCAGAAGGAGAUAGGCUUGGGUCUGGCCCCUUCCUGGUCCAGCCUCUGAAACUCUCCUGACCUGAGUGCACGCUGGUUGUUGUCUCCUUUCUUUCUUCCCACCACCCAGACCAUCCAUUCUCUCCUUCCUCUCCAACCUGCUGCAUAGCUACCUUAAGAAUCACAUCUUGAGCCCCUUCUGCGUGCUCUCUGAUGCCUUCAUGCUUUCGAGGCGUUUAUAUGUAUCUGGACCACACUGCGCCAAGCACCCACUGCGCGCCAGUCUCCAGCCCCUUCCUGCCCUCCUCUCCCUUCAGAGGUGGACUGAGUUCCAGGAACAUUUCUGUAACUGUGCCUGCCUCUGUAUCUGUCUUCUUUGUCUUCCUUGACCAAAGCUCCCUUUGGGGUCAGAAAAAGGCUGCCCUGGGUCAUUGGAGAUGAUUCUCCCAAACCCCCAGGGACCAGCCACUUGACCUCAUUACAGGGGGAAGAGUCGAGUCAGAGACCACAGUGACCUCCAAGGCAGUAUGCCUGGUAGCUGACUGUCCUCUGAAAGUUCAAAGACAGCAGGGCACUGAGCUGUGGGCCAAGCCUGGAUGUGUCUCAGGCACUUCAUCCCCACCCCACCUCACCUCACCCUGUCCCUUUAGAAGUUACCAAGAAUUUCUCUUGAUAUCUGUUUCACUUCCUGGGUUUCAUCUCCCUCAGAACUAAAUGUGAGAUCCCCACCACAUCUAGCCCUGAUUGCCCGGAUUGGGGUUCCUGAGGUCAGAGUUCAAAGCAGAAUUCAAAGUGAUGGGGGUGGAGGGGAACUGGCAUCUGUUGGGCAUCUCUUGUGUCCCAGCCUCUGUGCUGGGUGCUUUACAUGCAUUAUCUCACUUAAUCCUCCUAAAACUGCAGGCAGGUUAGGAAAGGACAGUGGCCCCCAACCACACGGGGUUUUAUUUCCAAAGUACUCCCUUAUCCCAACCCUGCGAGACAGGCAGGGCAAACACUGUCAUGCGCCGUAAUAUGACAUUUAGGUCAACAACUCAUCACAUAUGCGACAGUGGUCUCAUAAGAUUAUAGUGGAGCUGAAAAUUGCUAUCAUCUAGUGACAGUCAUAGCCAUCGAAGCGUUGUAACAUCAUAGCACAACAAUCACAUGUUUGUGACGAUGCUGGUGUAAACUAACGUACUGCGCCGUCAGCAGCAUAAAUGUAUAGCACACACAGUUACUGGGUUUAUACCAUCCGGGUCUGUGUAC
Messenger RNA from Myotis myotis, 3709 nucleotides. RefSeq names its product aquaporin 2 (gene AQP2). Bases 138 to 953 code for a protein of 271 amino acids. The record is from RefSeq and is a predicted model, not a curated record. Gene Ontology annotation, molecular function: water channel activity. Gene Ontology annotation, cellular component: apical plasma membrane; plasma membrane. Gene Ontology annotation, biological process: transmembrane transport. NCBI's taxonomy places the organism in Eukaryota, Metazoa, Chordata, Mammalia, Chiroptera, Vespertilionidae. The transcript has 4 exons.